Angiostrongylus costaricensis is the source of this 570-nucleotide messenger RNA. The record is from the annotation of a GenBank genome assembly. NCBI's taxonomy places the organism in Eukaryota, Metazoa, Nematoda, Chromadorea, Rhabditida, Metastrongylidae.
AUGGAGGAAUAUACUCGCGAGCCUUGUCCGUAUCGAAUUGGAGAUGACGUGGGCUCAGCGUUUGCCAUGGGUCUUGUUGGUGGUUCAAUCUUUCAAGCAUUUUCUGGAUACAAGCAUGCUGCGAAGGGUCAUAAAUUGUUAGGAAUGAUGCGCGAGGUAAGGAUGCGAAGCUCUGUAACUGGUGUACAGUUUGCUGCAUGGGGUGGAAUGUUCAGUACUAUUGACUGCUGCUUAGUAGCCAUUCGAAAGAAGGAGGAUCCCUUCAACUCAAUUGCUUCUGGAGGUCUGACAGGAGCAUUGCUAGCAAUUCGAAGUGGACCCAAGGUAAUGGCAGGAUCUGCUAUACUAGGGUCGGUAAUUUUGGCUAUGAUCGAAGGAGUUGGUUUGAUAACAACUCGGUGGAUGGGUUCAAUGGUAGAUCCAACGGCACCACCUGUAAGUUUUAUCCCGGAGGCGCUAGAAGACCCUAGAAGUUUGCCAUCUCCGAAGAGUCAAGCUGAGCCGGGUCUUAACGAUGGUCACACCAAAAUGCCUUUCGGUUUGCCGUCGGCUUUGCCGAAUAUUUCGUAA